AUGAAAUUUUAAGUAUUAGAAGAAAGAGUAUUUGAAAAAUAAAGAUUAGAAUUCGGAUCAAGAAAAUUAGUAGCAACUAUUGAUCCUCAUUAAUAAUCAGAAGCACUUUUAAGAAAUUAAGGUUUACUCUCCUAUAAAUUUGAAUAAUUUGCAUAGUUCAAAAAAGGAUUAUUGGUAAGAAAAGAUAUAAAAGAAGUGUUAAGAUAGAAUCCUAUUAUUAAGCAGAUUUUGAAGGUGAAGAAUCUGAAAGGAUUUAAACGGAAAAAUUGA
Messenger RNA from Paramecium pentaurelia, 270 nucleotides. NCBI's taxonomy places the organism in Eukaryota, Ciliophora, Oligohymenophorea, Peniculida, Parameciidae. The record is from the annotation of a GenBank genome assembly.